Molecule: messenger RNA, 1173 nt
Organism: Eruca vesicaria subsp. sativa (arugula)
Lineage: Eukaryota; Viridiplantae; Streptophyta; Magnoliopsida; Brassicales; Brassicaceae
Source: the annotation of a GenBank genome assembly
AUGGCAUCGGAGAAGCAACGAAAGACGGAGAGAGCAGAGGUAGCAGCAAGACUCGCUGCUGAAGACUUGCAUGACAUAAACAAACACCGUGACGAUGACGUCACGUUAUACAAGGUAACGGAGAGAACAGUCGAACAUCCACCGGAGCAAGAGAGACCAGGAGUGAUAGGAUCGGUGUUCAGAGCUGUGCAAGGAACAUACGAGCACGCGAGAGACGCUGUUGUCGGAAAAAGCCACGAUGCUGCCGUGGCGACCAGUGAAGGAGCUAAGAUGGCUUCAGAGAAAGCGGCUGGAGCCAAAGACGCAACUCUUGAUAAGGCUAAAGAGACGGCUGACUACACGGCUGAGAAGGCUAGAGAGGCUAAGGAUAAGACGGCAGAGAAGAUGGGAGAAUACAAAGACUAUACUGUUGAUAAGGCGGUGGAAGCGAAGGAUAAGACGGCAGAGAAGGCGAAGGAGACGGCGAACUAUACGGCGGUUAAGGCUAAAGAGGCGAAGGACAAGACUGCUCAGAAAGUGGGUGAGUAUAAGGAUUACACGGUGGACAAGGCUGUGGAAGCUAAGGAUUACACGGCGGAGAAGGCUGUUGAAGCGAAAGAUAGGACGGGAGAGUAUAAGGACUACACGGUGGAGAAGGCGGUGGAAGGGAAAGAUGCUGGUGUGAGUAAGCUUGGUGAGUUGAAGGAUAGUGCUAUUGAUACGGCUAAGAGAGCUAUGGGUUUCUUGUCGGGAAAGACAGAAGAAACCAAACAAAAAGCUGUUGAGACCAAAGAUAGUGCCAAGGAGAAAAUGGAGGAGAUGAGACAAGAAGGUAAAGAACUCAAAGACCAAGCUGGAGAGGAAGCUCGUGUGGCAUCUCAAAAGACAAGGGAGAGUACUGAUUCUGCAGCUGAAAGAGCACACGAGACGAAAGAUUCUGCUGCGGUUAGGGGUAAUGAAGGGAAAGGGACAAUAUUUGGUGCACUAGGGAAUGUGACGGAUGCUAUAAAGAGCAAGCUGACAAUGCCAUCGGACAUUGUGGAGGAGACACGUGCGGCACGUGAGCAUGGAGGGACGGGGAGGACGGUGGUUGAAGUCAAAGUUGAAGAUAUCAAACCUGGUAAGGUGGCGACUUCUCUGGAUGACGUUGGACGUAUGGAUGAGGCUGCUCGGAAAGAGAAGGGAAAGCUCUAA